Molecule: messenger RNA, 1505 nt
Organism: Pelobates fuscus (common spadefoot toad)
Lineage: Eukaryota; Metazoa; Chordata; Amphibia; Anura; Pelobatidae
Gene: DIPK1C
Product: divergent protein kinase domain 1C
Exons: 4
Coding region: 270-1493 (407 amino acids)
Source: RefSeq, a predicted model, not a curated record
AUAAAAAAAUAUGCUUUAACAAGUCUAGCAGGAAGAAAGACUCUCAUCUGCCGGGAGAUGCUCUGUACGCACUGAAGCAGUGCUACCCACACCCACCUGUCUAGGGGGUCUGUGUGAUGCAGGUUAUAGAGCCCACUUUCCUUCUCCAGGUCCUUUAGAAGACCCCCAUUCAUGGAUCAGUCCUGAGGACUUAGCACAGGAGUCAUGGUUCUUUGAUGUCAUGUCUUUAAACUAGAAGAUGUGAAGCUCACUCUGGCUCUUUUCUUACCAUGAGAGUAUUCUCUUUCAAGUGGCUCAGGUUAAAGCUUUUCUGGAGGAAUACUAUCUUUUUCCUGCUCUUCUGGGUCUCUUGCUGGAUUUUCGUGAAUACUUUUCUGUAUGUUCACAGAAGCGUGUUCUCAGAUCGCUGCACUGAUGAGGAAAGUAAGAAUGUUCUUGCUGGACUGUGUUAUGACUACAUAGAGGGCUCGGUGGCAGGAGAUUUAUGUGAAGAUUUAUGUGUUACACAUCAGCUGGUUUACAAACACUGCCUCUAUUACCACCCAGGAAAGAAAGUCAUUCAGGCUGAUUGGCAUGGCAGUUCUAUAAUACUGAAAUCAAAAUCUGAUGCCUUCUCAAAUUUUAUGGAACCUUUUCUCCUAGAAGAAUCAGACAGUCAGACAAUUUCUGAUUCAGAACUUCUAGUAAUGGUGGCGGUAGAAAUAAAAAAUGUCCUUGGUUUGGAUCUACCAAAUAAUACCAUAUUACCCAUUAUGUCAGAAAGGAAAAAAAGUCAGAACUGGAAAAUAGACUUGGCCAGUAUGUGGUCUUUAUUUCAACAAGAAGAAUACCUGCUCUUCAAUUUGCUGCAAGACUUUAGCAGGCAUGUCUUACACGUGAUUGGUACUUGUGGCCAUUUCUAUGCCGUGGAGUUCCUUAGUGCUGGACACUCUUGGAAACAGAGCCUAUUUAACCUAGAGGAAGUUAUUGGUCAGUGCAACAGUGGCCAUAAAAGAUUGAAUGCCCUCCUGGAUAUUGCUGUCAGUUUCCUAGAUAUGGUUCAUCAAUUUGACAAUGAUUUUUCUCAUCGACUUCAUCUUUGCGAUGUCAAACCAGAAAACUUUGCAAUUAGAAAUGAUCUCACCGUGGUGGCUAUUGAUAUGGAUAUGGCAUUUUUUGAACCCAAAAUGCGCAACAUACUGGAACAAAAAUGUACCUCUGAUAAAGACUGUAAUUUUUUUGACUGUUUUUCGACCUGUGAUUUAAAGACAUACAUGUGUGGAGCACAAAGAGAAAACAACAAUCUACAAGUUAUCUGUGAUAAGAUAUUUCGGCGCUGGUUUACGCUGAGCAUUAUGAAAUCUGGCAAUUCAUUUCCUCUUCAAGGAGAACUGCAUAAGGCAGUACAGCAAUGUGCUCGGUCUACAAACAAGGAUAAACAAUAUACAGAGCUAUACAAAUUACUUCGAGCUAGCCAACAACAGCUUCAGAAAAGAAGUGAGGAACAUCAUUAAUAGUUUGUAAAG